Centruroides sculpturatus (bark scorpion) is the source of this 3459-nucleotide messenger RNA. Its product is annotated as nuclear factor 1 A-type-like. Lineage: Eukaryota; Metazoa; Arthropoda; Arachnida; Scorpiones; Buthidae. Gene Ontology annotation, molecular function: DNA-binding transcription factor activity, RNA polymerase II-specific; RNA polymerase II cis-regulatory region sequence-specific DNA binding. Bases 57 to 2234 code for a protein of 725 amino acids. Gene Ontology annotation, cellular component: nucleus. Gene Ontology annotation, biological process: regulation of transcription by RNA polymerase II. The transcript is spliced from 15 exons. The record is from RefSeq and is a predicted model, not a curated record.
UUAGCUUCAUCACAAAUGAGCUGCCUCAGACCUCCGGUUCACUGCCAUUGCUGCUUAUGGUAGCCUGUGGGACCCUGCUCAGCAAUAGCUCUCCCACCUCUAGACAAGACUGCAUGCCUCUGGAUGAAUUCCAUCCAUUUAUUGAGGCCCUUCUGCCUCACGUCAAGGCCUUUUCUUACACAUGGUUUAAUUUACAAGCUGCAAAACGAAAAUAUUUUAAGAAACAUGAGAAACGAAUGAGCUUAGACGAGGAAAGAAGGUGUAAAGAAGAAUUAGAGACUGAAAGAUUGGAAGUUAAACAGAAAUGGGCAUCACGCUUGCUAGGUAAAUUAAGGAAAGAUAUUACUCAAGAAUAUAGAGAAGAUUUUGUGCUUGGUAUUACAGGAAAAAAGAGAGCAACAUGUGUCUUAAGUAAUCCAGAUCAAAAAGGGAAAAUGAGACGCAUUGAUUGUCUCCGACAAGCUGACAAAGUAUGGCGUUUAGAUCUAGUAAUGGUGAUCUUGUUUAAAGCUAUACCGUUAGAAAGUACAGAUGGAGAACGUCUGGAGAAGUCACCCGAGUGCCUCCACCCCAAUUUAUGUGUCAACCCUUACCACAUCAAUGUCUCCGUCCGUGAGCUAGACCUCUACCUGGCCAACUUCAUUCUCAGUCAUGAAACAUUGAGUGGUGUAAGGGAAAUGUGUGAUAAUGAUAAAGAUGAUAACCAAAAUAACAAUACCAUUCUAGCCACUGGUGUAUUCACAUCUACAGAGCUGUACAGGUUGUCCAAAGCAUCAAUUAUGCAGCCUUCCAAUGGUACUCAGCCUCCUGUCAAUCUGAUCAAGAUGGAGUCACCCCCUUACUAUUGUAAUAAUUAUUCAUCUCCGCCAGAUCACAGGGUGCUGAGUUCGGCACAAGGAGGGUCCAUAACUUCGGUGCCCACUCACAGCACGCAUCCUUCGCAGCACUGUUCCGCCAGUUCUUCUCCCGAACCACGCAAUAAAAGGUUACGUCGAAUAUCGUCGCCUGAAGAUGAUGUUGAUAAGUCGGCUGGUGACGUCAGUGGAUAUUAUGGACACAGUCCGGCUAGUUUACAUAGUCAAGCUUCUUGGGGCAGCGAUAUUGAACAUGGUAGUGGAAAUCCAUGUCCAAUCCACUCGCCGCACAUUUCGCAGCAGACAAAAGUAAAGUCGGAAGCGCCGAGUAGUUUCAUUCCCGUGAGCGGAGGUCAUUUAGGUCCGCACUCUCCCAAAGACGUCGGUAUGAUCGCUUCUCCCGACACUGCUCACACCCCGAAAACAAUUAUGGGGUCAAGAGAUAGUGAGUGUUUACCACAGCACGGGCCUAUAACUAUAACAUCGACUUCUAAUCUUGCCAGUCAGAUAUCUUCUUCCAGCCCGUACUACAUCUCGCCUGGAAAAUAUCAAGAAAAUGGAGACACUUUGUCUGAUUUUGUCAAUUUAGUCUGUCAGGAAGCUCAAAAUUCAGGGACGAAUUCACAGUCGAGCUCGGAGUCCGGAGUACGCAGUCCGACGAAAUUGCCUCACUUUUAUACGAGCUCCAUGCUUCCGCCUCCGCCUCCCGCUCCGAUGGCUCGUCCCGUUGCCAUAAUUAGGUCGACAGAUCUUAGUUCUUCCACUCCUAGUCCUCCUACCGGUACAACAACACCCACCGGAAGUAGUGGUACUCCUGGUCCAGACACAUCUGUACCUAGUACAAUAGGCCAGGAUGUCAGAGAUCAAGUUCCAUCUCCACCUGUAGUAGUGACAGUUGGUUCAAAUGUCAGCAGUGCAGCAGAAUCUUCACCUGUGAAUAGAUCGGUCAUGAGUAGCCCCUUCACGACAUUAUCACGACCUGAACACACAUUUGCCCAUAUUCAUCCUCAAGCUCCACAGUUGUUUUCGUUUCAGCUGUUCUCUUACCCCAACAUUAGUCCAGUGAGUGCCAUGAGCGGAGUCAUCAGCCCCACCAACCUCAGCAUGUUCACGUCGCCGGUGACGACACCCCGUUCCACUCCCCGAACGACACCAAUUCCGCGGUGGAGCGGUCCUUUCAUGACCCUGGACGAGAACAUAAAUAUAGAUUACAACAUGAUGGCUGGCCUUAUACCCGGUACCAAUCCAGAUUCUGAUCCUCCUCACAUCAUCGGUGCCGAUGAACGAUUCUUCUCGGUCGUUCACACCAGCGAAGCAAUAGACGCCAGCAGCCAAACCGGAAGUGCACCCUCUACACCAAAUAAAUCUCCGCCUUCUUAGGUGGGAAGGAAACUCUGCUUUGUCCAUUUGCUCAAGACAUGCCAACUACUAGAGAUGGUGUAAUAUAAAAAUUACUGCUGUCCUAUGAGCAAUAUACAAGUGCUUUCUCAUUAAGUCAUAUUGACAGUUUACAGUUCAUAGUUUGCUUUCGAUCGUCGACCACGUCGGGGUAUUGAGAACGUCGAAGGACCGACGGAGAGUGCAAUGGGAAGAAGCGUGGCAGCGAUGACAAGAAUCGAUCGGCUGCUCGGGAUAAAAGAUAGGAUUUAAAAAAAAAAAAAAGAAAAACGAAACAACGUAUUUUGUUUUAUUCGAUCAUCAUUUCACUUAAUUCAUUGCAAUGUAAAUUAAUUCAUGUUAUUGUUAUGAGCAUGUUGUUCUCCUAAUUGAAAAUAUUCUCUGGUCAGAGCAUAGGGUUACUAAGUUAGAGUAUACCUAAUAUGAAAUUUUAGGUAAACUAUUAAUUCUCAGGAAUAAUUUUAUUUCUAUGUUAAGAGAGAAAAAAAUUAUAUAUAGAAAUCAUGUUAUUAAUGUAAUUUUAUUGCAGAUUUUGAUUUUCCGGUUUAUAUUAUAAUUAUUAUUAUUUUUUUUUUUGUUCCUCGUAGAUUUAUUAUUAUUAUUUUAUUCUUAUUGCUAUGUUAUCAGACGGAUGUUAAAUUUGAAUAUAAUCUAUUUACUGUUCUUUAGUAAGCGAUAGUUCCUGUUAAUACCUCAGUUUGUUCCUCCUAAGUCUCGAGUGUUAGCGCAGGUGGAUAGCUCGUCAUUAUUACAAAAGCAAUAAUCGAUAUAUAUUGUAACAUAAUUGUUAUAUUCAUUGCAAUUGGUAGGAAAAGAAACGAGGAAAGAGAGGAGAGAUUUUUAAUAAUUCUGUGAUGCAAGAAAAUUUUUAAAAAUAUUUAUUAGAACGAUUUCUCUUCUCCUUUUUUUCUCACAGCGCGCGAGACGGGGUCUCUCUCUCUCUCUCUCCGACGGCAAUGCGGAUCGAACCUCCGGAGGGCGUCCCCUCCCUCUUUCUCUCUCUUGCUUCCGGUCCUCGUUUCCGUCGGACCCCGUCUCGGAGCGACCGCAGCCAAAAGGAAACAAACGGGCGAAAUAAAAGCGGAACGACUCGUGAAGGCAAAAAGAGCGAAAUCUUCCGAUUGUGUUCAGCAUGUAUCCUCAUAAGAUUAGAUUUAAAAAAAAAAAAAGGAAAAAACAUAGAGAACUUAGAUAGUUAAAACAUUUU